UCUCACUCAUGCUCUCAAAAGCAGAAGCUUUCCUCUCUCUCUGACGGCAAAGAGAGGCAGAAGAAGGGGAGUUAUCUUAAGGAGGUUUUUUUUAUUUGUGCCAGCACAGAAGUGCUUUGUGGUGGGCCAUCUGGACUGGGAGGAUUUCCUCAGAAUUCGAAGUAUGCCGUCAGAUUCAGAGAGCUGGGAUUUGCUCUGAAACUGUCUGGGAAGGCAGCAGGAAACGCAGUCAGAACUGGUUUUAUAGUACUUGUAACGUAGGUGACAAGAAUGGAAGACAGCUUGCCUUGUCUUGCUUCAGUUUGUGAUUCCUCAGCACUUAUGAACUUCUGCACUGAUGAUAGCAUCUCUGCUGCAAGCACAUCUGAUGUCCAGGACCGUCUUUCAGCUCUCGAAUUGAGAGUGCAGCAACAAGAAGAUGAAAUCACUGUGCUAAAAGCAGCAUUGGCUGAUGUGUUGAGACGCCUUGCAAUCUCUGAAGACCAUGUAGCCUCUGUGAGAAAAUCAACACCAAGCAAAGGUCAGCCAGGCCUCCGAGAAGCUAUAUCUAUGUCCUGUAUAACCAAUGGAAGUACAGGAAGCAGGAAAACAAGCCAUAGUUCUUCUGUAUCAGUUGCCAGAAAAGAAACCUUCUCAUCUGCUGCUAAAAGCGGUACAGAAAAAAAGAAGGAAAAACCUCCAGGACAGAGAGAAAAAAAAGAGGAAUCUCAUUCUAAUGAUCAAAAUCCACAAAUUCAAGCAUCACCUUCUCCCCAGCCCUCCUCACAGACUCUCCAAACACACAGACAAACUCAAGAAACCAAGAGCUCUGCUCCAGCCAAAAGUGUAAAGCGAUCCUCUACUGCUGACAAAUCACAUAGCGUGUGGGAGAGCUCAGAUGACAGUCGGAAUAAAUUGUUGAGAGCAGCUUCAACAUCAAAAUUGAUAGCAAAAGUGGCAAAAAAUGCAGACAAACACAAAGAUGUCAUCGUCAGCCAAGCAAAAAUGUCAACCCGUGAAAAAAACAGCCAAGAGGGAGAAUAUAUCAAGAUGUUCAUGCGGGGUCGACCAAUCACAAUGUUCAUUCCUUCUGAUGUAGAAAACUAUGAUGACAUUAGGACAGAGCUGCCUCCUGAGAAGUUAAAACUGGAGUGGGUAUAUGGAUAUCGUGGAAGAGAUUGUCGAGCCAAUGUUUACCUCCUUCCUACCGGAGAAAUAGUAUAUUUCAUUGCAUCAGUGGUGGUACUAUUUAACUAUGAGGAGAGAACUCAGCGGCACUACUUGGGUCACACAGACUGUGUUAGAUGCCUUGCAGUUCAUCCAGACAAAAUUAGAAUUGCAACAGGACAGCUAGCUGGAGUGGAUAAAGAUGGAAGACCGUUGCAGCCCCAUGUUAGAGUAUGGGACUCAGUGAGCCUGAUGACCCUGCAGGUUAUUGGCCUUGGGACUUUCGAACGUGGAGUGGGGUGUCUGGAUUUUUCAAAAGCAGAUUCAGGUACUCACCUGUGUGUGAUUGAUGACUCAAAUGAGCACAUGCUAACUGUAUGGGACUGGCAAAAGAAAUCAAAAAUUGCAGAAAUAAAGACUACAAAUGAAGUUGUGCUUGCUGUAGAAUUCCAUCCAACUGAUGCAAAUUCAAUAAUAACAUGUGGUAAAUCUCAUAUCUUUUUCUGGACCUGGAGUGGCAAUUCAUUAGCAAGAAAGCAAGGAAUUUUUGGGAAAUACGAAAAACCCAAAUUUGUGCAGUGUUUGGCAUUUUUAGGAAAUGGAGAUGUGCUCACUGGAGACUCAGGCGGGAUAAUGCUUAUAUGGAGCAAAACUACUGUAGAAUCCACACCAGGAAAAGGACCUAAAGGUGUGUAUCAAAUAAGUAGACAAAUCAAAGCUCAUGAUGGUAGUGUGUUCACACUCUGUCAAAUGAGAAAUGGAAUGCUGCUAACUGGAGGUGGGAAAGACAGAAAAAUCAUUCUGUGGGAUCAUGAUCUGAACCCUGAACGGGAAAUAGAGGUUCCUGAUCAGUAUGGGACAAUCAGAGCAGUAGCAGAAGGAAAAACAGAUCAAUUUCUAGUUGGUACUUCACGAAACUUUAUUUUGCGAGGAACAUUUAAUGAUGGUUUCCAAGUAGAAGUACAGGGUCAUACAGAUGAACUCUGGGGUCUGGCAACACAUCCUUUCAAAGAUAUGUUUUUAACAUGUGCUCAAGAUAGGCAAGUCUGUAUGUGGAACUCUGUGGACCACACACUAGAAUGGACCAGGCUACUAGAUGAACCAGGACACUGCGCUGAUUUCCAUCCAAGUGGAACAGUCGUAGCAAUAGGAACACACUCAGGAAGGUGGUUUGUUUUGGAUGCGGAAACACGAGAUCUGGUUUCUAUACACACUGAUGGUAAUGAGCAGCUUUCAGUGAUGCGCUACUCAGUAGAUGGCACCUUACUAGCAGUUGGAUCCCAUGACAAUUUUAUUUACCUCUACAUAGUAACAGAAAAUGGAAGAAAGUAUAGCAGAUAUGGAAAGUGCACUGGACAUUCCAGCUAUAUUACACAUCUUGACUGGUCCCCGGACAACAAAUACAUAAUGUCAAACUCAGGAGACUAUGAAAUACUUUAUUGGGACAUUCCAAGUGGCUGUAAACUAAUCAGGAAUCGUUCAGACUGUAAGGAUAUUGAUUGGACAACAUACACUUGUGUGCUAGGGUUUCAGGUGUUUGGAGUAUGGCCUGAAGGAUCAGAUGGGACAGAUAUAAAUGCCCUUGUCAGAUCCCAUAACCGAAAGGUGAUAGCAGUUGCUGAUGACUUCUGUAAGGUCCAUCUUUUUCAGUAUCCCUGCUCCAAACCCAAGGCCCCAAGUCACAAAUAUAGUGCUCACAGUAGUCAUGUGACAAAUGUCAGCUUUACCCAUAAUGAUGGUCACUUGAUUUCAACUGGAGGGAAAGACAUGAGUAUAAUUCAAUGGAGACUUAUGGAAAAGGUAACUUUGCCACCGAAUGACAUUGUAGUAGAAAUUGGUACACCCAAAGCAUCUAUCCCUCCUAGUGAAAGUGUUGUACAGUCCCCUGCACCUCCUUUGCAGUCCUUUGACGAGAUAGUCCAAAAUGAAAGUGUGACUGGCAGCUCUCCUGCAUCUUUGGAGAGCAAUUUGGAGCAGACUAUGGAGGCCAGCGAGGAGCAAAGUGAGGAACAAAGUGAAGGGAGCAGUCUAGAUCCAGGCGAGCCAAAUUAUGAAGAACCAUCCAAUGAAACAAGUGAGGAACAAAGUGAAGCCACCAUUACCGAAGACCAGCAAGAGAAUUCAACCAUGUCUUAACACUUUGGAUUCAAAUGGUCAUUUUCCCUUGGUGUGCAUGCUUUCAUAAAGGAGAGGGGUGCAGGUAGGGGAGGGGGAAGCAGCUGACAUUCAUGACCACUCUGGCUGUUGAGUUUCAGUGAAAUGUUUAGUCCGACCUUCUGUUUCAAUACAUGGAACUAUCCCAAGGCCCCAGCUUGACAAUUGACGUCAAGAAGUGGCAUAAGUUAGUAGUGGAACAUGAGUAGAUUAAUUUUAAUAGCGAAAUUGCUGUUCAGGAAGUGGCAUGAUGUAAAUACUGGAAAAAAAAGGCUAGGUCUAACAAUAAGCUGAAAUAAACCACCAUAAUCAUGUGAAAGUGUAUUCUGAAAGAACUACCAUCAAACAGAAGCACUGAAUAAUACCAGCUGAAUAAUACUAUGCUGUUUUUUCCAGGUGCAUAAAACAAUUCUGAAACAAUAGCUCUUUAUGGAGCUGUUUGCUUUCUUGCUUGCUUGCUUGCUUUCUUGCUUUCUUCCUUAAUGAUAAAAAGAAGAAAAACAAUAUGAUAAUGCCAUGUGUAUGGCACUGCCUUCUUGAUCUAACACAUAUGCAAUUUUCUAACACUACUAAUUCCUAAUAGUCUGGACAUGCUUGCAUUCUCUCUGCCCUAGGUGCUGCUAGUUCUAAGGCAACUCAAAUCAUAUCAAGGAACGUUUUUGAUUGUUCCUUCCUCGCAAAUCUUUUUAAUCACAGAACUUAACCAAAUGUUAACCUGUUUGAGAUUUGUUGAUAACCUGAAAGUUGAUGAAAUUGUACGAUGUAACUGUCUUCUCGAAGAAUUGCUUGCCAAGAUGUUUUAAACCUUGAGACUCUUUACAAUGACCUUCAUGUGAACUAAAGAGAACACGCAAUAAGAAAACAAAAGUCUGAGAGUUUGAGCAUUAAACUUAGCCUUCAAGCAUAAUGUGUUCUCUGAAAAGGAGAGAUAUAAAUACGGUUAACUUAAAUUAUUAAAUUGGUGCUUGGGGAUUAAUAAACUAAGUUGAUAACUUUUUUUACACUAUUCAGAAGCAACUCUAAGACUCAGUAACGUGUAAUUUUAUUUUUAUUUUUUUGUACUGGCUCCUUUAGCAAAUGUGAUAUAAACAUUAGAGAAAUUUAGAUAAUGUUAGCAUAUUUUCAGAUUUGCUGACAUUUUUGUGACUUUUUUUCUUGCUGAGUUGCUGUAAGCUGUGCAGCUUUUUGAUGGCUAUACCUGGCCAGUUAUGGGAUAUCAUGGCAUUUGUUAUGCAUUUGGAAAGUAAUUUUUUUUAAAUGAAAUUCAUCAGAUAGCUAAUUUUUUCUUAAGUACAUAAAUUUCCUACCUUAAAAAUAGAUUUACUGACAGAUAUUCAUUUCCUAUGUACUUGUUUAUAUUUUGAUUACAUAGAAUCUUUUUUUAACUUGCUGCAUUGUGCUGAUAUUUUAGAUUUUAGUUAGAAAAUCAUGUUUAGAAACUUUGGAUGAGUUCAUAAGUCUUAAGUGUGCAAGCGUUUACGUGAUUGUGCCAUUCCAAAGUGCAUCAAAACUGUCAUUCCCUUACUAGUAUCUUCUCAGGAGUAAAGCUACAGAUCAGGUAUUUAGUCAUCAUUUCAUAGGGUAAAAAACUCAAAUGGACUCCCAAAGGACAUUUAGAACAUUUUUUAUAUAUAUACUUAUACAUACAUACAUACAUAUAUAUAUAUAUAUAUAUAUAUAUAUAUAUAUAUAUAUAUAUAUAAACACACACACACACACACACACACACACAGGCAUAUGUAUAUUUUAUCCUCUUGUUUACAAAAGUUCCAGAAAACCUCAAUAUAGGUCUCUUCAAAUGAAGGGAGAUAUGGAUUCCAAGCAACCCAUCUGUUUAAACUGUGCUCUGUACAUAGUAUUUUGCUGGAGAGCUCUAUUGUCUCUUGGACAAUUUGCCAAAUAAUAGCAACUGAAGACAAAGAUAAAAAUAGAGUUCCAAUGAAGAAUAUAUUGUAGGGUGGGAAAAUAAUUCUAGGAAAGGGAAAAGGGUUUAUCAAAGCUAAUGGGGCACAGAGCUCUCUCUGUCAUUUUUUAUGAACUCCAUGUAAACAACACAUUUCAUUUGGAAACAUCUAUCACCUGGGGUUGCCAUGUAAAGUAAGAGUUCUAGUUGUGUUAUUCUUGUGUUUGUAGUUCAAAAGACUCUACUAAUAUGCAAAAGCCUUACAGCUUUCAAUUGCUGGCAACUACUGUUCAAUGAAUUAUCUGUGAUAAUGGAUGGAAAUGGGUGGGGUUAUGUAACUGUAGAUGUUUUAGAAAAAUAAUUGUGAAUGAAAUAUGAUUAAGAGUGUUUCAUGUGAAGAUGUUUGAGCCAUUUCUAUCUACCAUGCAUUCCUGUCUCAUGGCAGAAAAAAUGAAGAUUAAGGGAAAAAAACAAUAAAAUAAUCAAAAUAA
This is a messenger RNA of Alligator mississippiensis (American alligator), 5694 nucleotides long. It is a transcript of the gene EML4, whose product is annotated as EMAP like 4. NCBI's taxonomy places the organism in Eukaryota, Metazoa, Chordata, Crocodylia, Alligatoridae. Gene Ontology annotation, molecular function: microtubule binding. Gene Ontology annotation, cellular component: mitotic spindle. The record is from RefSeq and is a predicted model, not a curated record. The transcript is spliced from 24 exons. Gene Ontology annotation, biological process: microtubule cytoskeleton organization. Bases 271 to 3282 code for a protein of 1003 amino acids.